This is a messenger RNA of Bactrocera neohumeralis, 3584 nucleotides long. RefSeq lists its product as uncharacterized. The record is from RefSeq and is a predicted model, not a curated record. Gene Ontology annotation, molecular function: aspartic-type endopeptidase activity. Gene Ontology annotation, biological process: proteolysis. NCBI's taxonomy places the organism in Eukaryota, Metazoa, Arthropoda, Insecta, Diptera, Tephritidae. The transcript has a single exon. The annotation marks the transcript as partial.
AUGUCGAACACUGCGGACAUGUUGCAACGUCAAAUGGUGCUGCAAAGUGAAAUUUCAGCACGCUGCGAUCAAAAUAAAUUAGAGGAUGUUAAGGUGCUAUGGAGCGAAUUCCACAGCAACCAUGUAAACUUGGCGGGGAAAGUAGCGCCGAAUCAUGAGUACUUCGCCAAAAAUGUGUACGAAAAAUUGCGGCAGAAAUGCGAAGCUGCACAUAGUAGAGCUGAGGAGCUCAAAAUGGAACGUGCAACCCAAGAGACGGAGAUAGGAGCAAGGGCAAUAAGCCCAACAAAUAAAAUGAUAGACGAUAUAGAGCAGGCAAUUGAAAGAAGAUCGGAAAGAAUUCGAUCUACAAUUGCAGAGGUAAAGAUAAAAGCAAAUAUUGGAGACGAAACUGACAUCGAAUUUUACGAAAACCGUCUCAAGGUUUUAUGGAGCUACAUGGAGAAAAAUAUCGACGAAUUGACGAUGAAGUACAACAAGCCAUGUAAUAUUUUAGAAUUAGAAGAUCUUUCCUUUGAAGUCACCGAUACUUUGCGGGUAUUAAAAAAACAAAAGGAAAUGAACUUGGAAAUCAACUUAAAAAAAACGGAAAAAUUGGAAUUACCAAAAAUAGAACUGCAAAAAUUCUCAGGCGAAUUCCGAGAAUGGCAACAAUUCAAAGAGCUCUUCGAGGAAUAUGUCCAUAAUAAUGAGGACAUUAGUGACUCCAAAAAGAUGAGUUAUUUAAAAUCUUGUCUGCAAGGAGAUGCUAAACUGAUGGUUAGUCACCUGAUAACGGGAUCAGGUGCAAAUUACAACACUGCUUGGGAAUUACUGGCACGCAGAUAUGAUAACGUGCGCAAACAAUUUAAUGACAAUAUUGAAAGGCUAGUAGAAAUACCACAACUGACGGAUGAGUCAGCAUACAAAAUGAAAAAAUUCCUAGAUGUAACAAAUGAAUGCAUCAGUAUAAUAAGGAAUAAAGGAACGUUGGAGGAAGUGUUAGCACAGCUAGUGUUGAGAAAAUUUUCUAAACAGCUACUUCGAGAAUAUGAAAACACCGUUCGCAAACCGACUGAAAUUCAAGAUUUGUCGGAAGUAAUUUCAUUUUUGGAACAUCAAUACAGUACCCAGAACGCUAUGCAAGAAUCGCAAAGAUAUCUAUCUCGAGGAAUAAACUUGCAACAACAGAACCAAUGUUAUAACUCCACAACAGAAACAAAGAAACCAUCAGGAAGGACAAGUUUUCGUCAAAGUUGUAAAGGUUGCCAAAUGCAAGGACAUGACAUACUUCGAUGCGAUAAAUUCCAAAAAUUAAAUGUCGAACGUCGGUUAGAAGUAGUGCGCAAACAUCAAUUAUGCUUUAAAUGCUUAGGACAACACACAUCAAAAAGUUGUUUCAGGACUUGGAAAUGUAUGGUAUGCGAUAAAUCACACAAUACCUUACUACAUGAAGACAAACCAAGUCAAAAAAUAUCAUCAAAUAUGGCUAAACAGAAAGGAGAAGACACAUUUUUAGCGACAGCAAUAAUAAAAGUGGUAACGCCAAAAGGAGAGUUGGAUUUAAGAGCCUUGAUUGAUAGUGGUUCUCAAAAAACUCUAAUUUCUGAAGAAGGAGUUCAGAUGUUAGGGUUACCGAAAAUAAAGGUAACCACCGAAAUAAGCGGCGUCUCAGCGGAAUGCGUGGAAGUUUCACGGCAUAAAGUACGACUGGAAAUAAAACCCAGAUUUAAUAGCAAGUUUAUAGCAGAAACGGAAGCUCUAGUGUUAUCUAAACUGCAUAAAGCACUUCCAAUAAACAAAUUUGAAAAGAAGGCGUAUAUAUGGAAGAAUAAAAUACUAGCGGAUCCGAAUUUCAACAAACCAAGUCGCAUUGAUGUAGUAAUUGGAGCUGAUUUGUACCCAAAAAUAAUGAAAAAAGGUAUAAUUAAAGCUGAUGGAUUACUAGGUCAAGCUACAAUGCUGGGUUGGAUUGUCUCUGGUAAUAUUGAAAGAUCCAGAAGCAAAGAAGUAGUAGCAGCUAUGACAACAUUUAAACUAGAUGAUUUAGAAAGAUUCUGGGAGAUGGAAAAGGAUGAAGAGGAGCCUACUCCAGAAGAUGCAAUAUGUGAAGAAAAUUAUAUUCAGACGACAACACGUGAUUCAAUAGACGGGAGAUUUAGAGUAGCCAUUCCAUUUAAAAAGGUGAAAGAGCUUGGAGAAUCUAGAAAGACAGCAGUUGCACGGCUGAUGAGUAUGGAAAGGAAAUUUGAUGCAAGAAAAGAUCUAAAAGACGACUACACAAAUUUCAUGCGGGAGUAUCAAAAGAUGGGACAUAUGAAGGAAGUUGAAAAGAUGGGUCAAGGUAAAUAUUACUUGCCCCAUCAAGCUGUAAUUAAAAAAGAAAGCACCACAACAAAACUAAGAGUAGUAUUUGACGCUUCGGCAAAAACUACAAAUGGUCACAGUUUAAAUGACGUAAUGCUAAUCGGACCAAGAUUACAAAAAGAUAUUGUAGAUAUCAUUGUAAAGUGGCGUAUGUGGCGUUAUGUAAUGAGCGCUGAUGUCGAAAAGAUGUAUCGGCAAAUAAAAAUCAGAGAGGAAGAUCAAGAAUACCAGUACAUUGUAUGGAGAGAAAAUCCACAGGAGAAAAUAAAAGAAUUCAAACUUACAACAGUUACAUAUGGUACAGCAGCAGCACCAUUUUUAGCAGUGAGAACAUUACAAGAGAUUGGUAACAUUUACUGCAAAGACAAUAAAAACGUGCAUGACGUCAUUAAUAACGAUUUUUAUAUGGACGAUCUCAUGACAGGCGGUCAUACUAUUCAGGAAUGUAAAGAAUUACGAGAGAAAUUGAUACAAGCUUUACAGAGUGCAGGAUUUCAUUUAAGAAAAUGGUUAUCAAAUAGUCCCGAAAUAAUUGAUAAUCUUAAACGGGAAGAUAAUGAAAUUGUUCAAAUCGAAGAAACGGAUUCAGUGAAGACAUUGGGGUUGCAAUGGGAACCAAAACGUGACUUAUUUAAGUUUAAAGCAGCAGCUCAACAGAUAAAACAAAUUACAAAACGGUCAAUACUAUCACAAUUGGCAAAAAUAUUUGAUCCGCUUGGUUGGCUUGCACCAGUAACAAUUGUUGGUAGAUGUUUUAUGCAAAAACUUUGGUCAACGGGUGGAUCUUGGGACGAGCCGUUAAACAAAGAAAUAGAAGAAGAGUGGCUGAAAUUUGCUAAACAAUUAGAUAUGUUAGAUAAAAUAACUAUUCCACGCUGGAUUGGUACAUAUAAUAACAUUAGUUUGGAAUUGCAUGCGUUUGGAGACGCAUCUGACAAAGCAUAUGCAGCAGUAAUUUAUGCAAAAGUGGGCCAGCAAGUAACACUGUUGCUUGCCAAAAGCAAAGUAAACCCUAUUAAAAAUAGGAAAACAAUACCCAAAUUGGAACUUUGCGGUGCACAUCUAUUGGCUAAAAUAUUAAAAAGAACCAAGAAGACAUUGAACUUACAGUGUAAAAUCUAUGCAUGGAGUGAUUCGAUGGUUACAUUGGCAUGGAUUCAAAACAAAAACAACAAAGAGAAGUUUGUACGCACCAGGGUAAACGAUAUAAAUGAGAUGAUUCCAGAAGCUGAAUGGAG